AUGAAUUCCAAAAUCCUACUUUUCCUUUUCCUACUUGGCGGUGUAUUUCUCGUGAUUUCUUCUAGCAUUGCAGCUGAAACUACACUCCAGGAACAGUCUGAGGAGGAUAAAGUGAAGGAGCCGGAUGUGUUGGGAAGACGUUGCAGAUAUGGUUGCUGUGGCAGGGGACUCCUCGGAAGAUGUAACCGUUGCUGCGUUUCAGCUGAAGAAGCAGAGGCAGCUGAAGAAGAAACUGAUGUAAGCGUCGACAUCAAUAAUCAAGGCGGCGGACAAAGCGGUGGUGGUGGUGGCCGGGGAAGCGGUGGCGGUGCCGGUGGCAGCCAGGGAGGAAGAGGAGGUGGCGGUCAGGGUGGCGGAGGCAGAAAAGGUGGCGGUGGUAAGGGUGGCGGAGGUAGAGGUGGUGGAGGCCAGGGAGGAGGACAGAGUGGUGGAGGUAGAGGUGGUGGCCAGGGUGGCGGAGGCCAGGGCGGUGGAGGUAGAGGAGGUGGUGGUCAGGGUGGUGGAGGAAGAGGAGGUGGUGGACAGGGUGGCGGAGGAAGAGGUGGAGGCGGAGGCCAGGGAGGUGGUCAGGGUGGCGGAGGAAGAGGUGGAGGCGGAGGCCAGGGAGGUGGUGGUAGAGGUGGAGGCGGAGGUAGAGGAGGUGGAGGUCAAGGCGGUGGCGGUAGGGGAGGAGGCGGUGGUGGACAAGGCGGCGGAGGUAGGGGUGGAAGUCAAGGAGGUGGCGGAAGAGGAGGAGGUGGAGGUGGACAAGGCGGCGGAGGUGGUGGCGGACAAGUGUAG
Oldenlandia corymbosa var. corymbosa is the source of this 780-nucleotide messenger RNA. NCBI's taxonomy places the organism in Eukaryota, Viridiplantae, Streptophyta, Magnoliopsida, Gentianales, Rubiaceae. The record is from the annotation of a GenBank genome assembly.